CUCUCUCAAAUCAAUCAAUCAAUCUUUAAAGAAAUAAAAUAAAUGGAGGGGAGGAGACAGCCUCUGGAGAAGAAGCAAAUGAGUAUGAUCUUUGGCAUCCUUGUCUGUUGGAGAGUCAGACAGUGGAAAGUCUGCUCCGUUGGUGCUUCCAACUUAGAAAAAGUCAGUUGCCAAGGAAGACCACCUGUCAGCCACAGGAAAGAGGAGUGUCUGUUUUCCAAGUUCUUCAAACUGCACCAUCAGAAAACUGAGGAGAAAACAGUAACACUGUUCCUCCUUUGCCAAGAAGAAAUUGAUAUACAGGCAGAUUAAGAUAAUUGUCAAACUCAAACAGUCAAGACAUGAAAGAAGCCUAACUUGGAUCCAAAUCCAACAGCAAGUUUUACGGAGUUUUUGGAUCCAUUCCAGAGAGUCAUCCAGCCAGAAGAGAUCUGGCUCUAUAAAAAUCCUUUGGUGCAAUCAGACAACAUACCUACCCGCCUCAUGUUUGCAAUUUCUUUCCUCACACCCCUGGCUGUUAUUUGUGUGGUGAAAAUUAUCCGGCGAACAGACAAGACUGAAAUUAAGGAAGCCUUCUUAGCGGUGUCCUUGGCUCUUGCUCUGAAUGGCGUCUGCACAAACACUAUUAAGUUAAUAGUGGGAAGACCUCGCCCCGAUUUCUUUUACCGCUGCUUUCCAGAUGGAGUGAUGAACUCAGAAAUGCACUGCACGGGGGACCCAGAUCUGGUGUCUGAGGGCCGCAAAAGCUUCCCCAGCAUCCAUUCCUCCUUUGCCUUUUCUGGCCUCGGCUUCACGACGUUCUACUUGGCGGGCAAGCUGCACUGCUUCACCGAGAGCGGGCGGGGGAAGAGUUGGCGGCUCUGUGCCGCCAUCUUGCCCCUGUACUGCGCCAUGAUGAUUGCCCUGUCCCGUAUGUGUGACUACAAGCACCACUGGCAAGGCCCGCCUGUCUCCUGCCUGCUCUUCUGUCAGCACAGGCCCGACAGGCUGUGUGUAGGAUUUCAUCAAAAUAACAAUAACCCACUUGAGGCACCUGAUGACUGUCUCCCUCAUAAAAUUCUUUUGUUGGUGGAGUCAUUGGCCUCAUUUUUGCAUAUAUUUGCUACAGACAGCACUACCCUCCUUUGGCCAACACAGCUUGUCACAAACCCUACGUCAGCCUCCGGGUCCCGACGUCGCUGAAGAAAGACGAGCGGCCCACAGCUGACAGCGUGCCCAGCAUGCCCCUGGAAGGUAUCACCGAAGGCCCUGUAUGACUAGGGCCUCAGGAGGAUGGACGCUGAGCCCAGGGCACGCUCUUCCACCCCGGCAUCAUAACACAGUAGAAGAGGUUUUCUGUAGUGUGUUUCUCGUCGGUUGUUUCUCAAAGUUAUCCUUCUGCUUCCAUUUUGCUGAUGGUAUUCCUGCUACUUUAAAUGUGUCUUCUCAACUUUCUUGAAUUUGCAAAGGAAGGACGCAGGAAGAAUCUCGGAGAGACAUAUGGAAGGAGGCCGCAAGGACAGGGCAGGUGUAACUUGGUCCGUUCCUUUACCUGAAAUGUUCACUGUUAACAGCCACCGUCCUGUGUUUUCAUGGUCGUAAAACAUAAUAAAGCCUCCCACCUGGUGUUGGCUGUCCAGGGCAGCAGAAGUCCUUCGGAGACGCGGUGUGUGUUACAGCCGAGGCCAGGGUGGGGAGUCGGUCCAAAGCCAGCUCUGUUUGUAGAU
Zalophus californianus (California sea lion) is the source of this 1706-nucleotide messenger RNA. RefSeq names its product phospholipid phosphatase 4 (gene PLPP4). Gene Ontology annotation, biological process: phospholipid metabolic process. Gene Ontology annotation, molecular function: phosphatidate phosphatase activity. The transcript has 11 exons. Lineage: Eukaryota; Metazoa; Chordata; Mammalia; Carnivora; Otariidae. Bases 484 to 1182 code for a protein of 232 amino acids. The record is from RefSeq and is a predicted model, not a curated record.